This is a messenger RNA of Hyposmocoma kahamanoa, 594 nucleotides long. It is a transcript of the gene Chchd2, whose product is annotated as coiled-coil-helix-coiled-coil-helix domain-containing protein 10, mitochondrial. Lineage: Eukaryota; Metazoa; Arthropoda; Insecta; Lepidoptera; Cosmopterigidae. Bases 110 to 541 code for a protein of 143 amino acids. Gene Ontology annotation, biological process: mitochondrion organization. The transcript is spliced from 3 exons. Gene Ontology annotation, cellular component: mitochondrion; nucleus. The record is from RefSeq and is a predicted model, not a curated record.
AAACUAUUAGUCAGAUCAGACGUCAGUUGACCAUUGACAAGGAAGAUAAACGGUUUCGAUUGUUACGUGCGUUAAGAAUUUUCGUGAAUUUGUGUCUGUGCCUAUAAUCAUGCCACGACGAGGACGUUCUGCAAGUCCCCCGCCGGCACCUCCGCGAAGAGCUGCUCCACCACCGACGCGCAAUGUACCAGCUCAUGCGCCUCCUUCUGCCCCGGCUCCAGUGCAGGCCCAAUCACAGCAACCGUCGAUGUUUGGUCAGAUGGCAGCAACUGCUGGCGGAGUGGCUGUAGGAUCGGCGGUGGGGCACGUGGCUGGUAGUGCUCUGACGAGUAUGUUCAGUGGAGGUAGCAGUGAGCCAGCACCGCAACAGCAGCCAGCACAGACCACCUAUAAUCAGCACCAAGGCCAACAACCGCAAGGCCCCUGUGCCUGGGAAAUUCAACAGUUCCUUCAAUGUGCAUCACAGCAAAGCGAUCUCUCACUUUGUGAAGGCUUCAAUGAGGCACUACGUCAGUGCAAAGUCAACAACCACCUGAACUAGACAACAAGGCUGCCGUAUCCUAAUUUUUGCAAAUAACAUCUGAAGAAUCAUGA